CGUCAGCAUUGAAUGAGGUGUGGAGUUGGUGAAGAUGCAACACACCCGUCAGACUUCCCGUUCCGAGCAGCGCUCGCUGUCAAGCUACAUCGCAGCCGGGGCGUUCAAAGAAAGCAGGAAGCGCGUGGCCGCUGGCACGCUGUGAAAAGUUAGUUGAAUAUUUCAACACACGCGACGCCAAAGGGCAACUUUCCCGAUAAUGUGUGCCCCCGGUGAUCAAAGCUUGUUUUACUGAGCUUUCCAAAAUGAGGUUGCGACCGGCUAAAAAGAAUCUGCUGGUGUUUUUGGUCGUUUCCUUUUUCGUCGGGACCCUUUUGGUUUCCACGCGUGUGCUGUCAAUUUCAGAGAACGACGCCAGUGGCGAGAUUAAUCCAGCUCGUCGAGGCUCACGCUCAAGUAACACCAUUAAGUUCGACUUUUCCGGGUCACCGUCAGACCUGACGCGAUCCGUCUACAGCGCAAAUCACAAACAACAUAUUUUAAACGCCGAGCGGUUUCCAGGGGAGCCCCAACUGGUGCUGGUCGUCCAGGUCCACAACCGACCGGAAUACCUGCAGCUUCUCAUCAACUCCCUGGAGAAAGCCGCAGAGGUCCGCAGCUUCCUCCUCAUCUUCAGCCAUGACUAUUUUUCAGCGGAAAUCAACGCCAUUGUGAAAGGGAUCACAUUCUGCAAGGUCCUGCAAAUUUAUUUCCCGUUCAGCGCUCAGCUGUAUCCCACUGAAUUUCCUGGGCAGGAUCCACGGGACUGCCAGCGGAACUUAUCCAAAGACGAUGCCAUCAAAACGGGAUGCCUCAACGCGGAGCACCCGGACUCUUACGGCCACUACAGAGAAGCCUCCGUCACUCAAACCAAACAUCACUGGUGGUGGAAGUUGCAUUUUGUGUGGGAGCGAGUGCGAGCGAUGCGGGGCUACGGCGGACCGGUCGUAUUUCUGGAAGAGGACAACUACAUUUUACCAGACUUUUUCCACUUCUAUAAAUUAAUGCUCGAGUUCGGGAAGAGCAGUUGCCGGGAUUGUGAUUUGCUGGCUUUGGGAAACCAUAAUGACUUCACCGGCUUCCCCGCGCUGUCGAACAAGGUCUUGACCGCCGGGUGGUUGUCCACGAAACACAACAUCGGCAUGGCCGUCUCCAGAGAGAUGUACUACAAGCUGAUGGGCUGUAGCGACCAAUUCUGCACCUACGACGAUUACAACUGGGACUGGACGCUGCAGCACCUUUCGGGUACCUGCAUCGCAAAGCCUAUAAAAGUGCUGGUGGCGCAGGGCUCUCGGGUUCUUCACACCGGAGAUUGUGGGCUGCACCAGAAGCAGAACUGCAAGCCAGAGUGGGCCUCGCAAAAGGUUGAGGAGACGCUGAAGAUGGCUCAAGGUGCCCUUUUCCCUCCUUCUCUUGUCCUUACGUCUUCUGAAGCAGCUCAGCACAAGGACCACGUGAAGAACGGAGGGUGGGGAGAUGUCCGAGACCAUAUUCUAUGCAAUAACUAUGCCAAACGACUUUAAAGUCUGCCUUACUGUGAUGUGUAUUUAAAAAAAAAAAAGUCCAUUCUGCACAUUUUUCCAACACAUUUCCGAGUGAGGGUUCAAGAGUCUUUACUGUGUGUUUUUAACGCUUGACGGGUCUUGACAAGCAAAUCAAGUCCAAGCGUGUUGGGCAUUCAGCAGAUGUGUCAUUGCCAAAGACUGUUCAUAAUGUGAAUAUUCUUUGUUAAUAAUGUUAGUCUAUCAUGCUAAUGGUCUGUGAAUGGCGCGCAUCUAGACCAGGGUGAAACCCGCCUUUUGUCCAAAGUUAGCUCUACCACUUACCCCGGGAAUCCUUAUUAGGAUAAGCGGUAUAAAAUGGAUUCCAAAUCCAUUUUUUGAGCAUUUUAUUCCAUUUCGUUUUUCCAUGAUUUGACAGUAUGUUUGACACAAGUGUGUCAUGUCUUGCACUGCAUCUGUGAAAUUCACUUGCUUUGUUUAUAGUUUCAAUGGUACAAUUUCAAGUGCAGUUAAAACAUGGAAGGGAUGAAAAUGUUGCACAUAAUGCAAGUUACUGAAUACUGCAAAGUCAACAGUGACGGCUUGAUUUAUUGACCCCCCCCCACCUUCGUGUUUGCUCUUGAAGCGGCAGAAAAGUGUCCUUUAGGAACUUUGUCCCAACGGAUCCCAAACUGCAUUUGCGAUGCAAACAAAAGUGAAAAAUGCCUUAAUGUGAAUUGUUUUGGCAGUGUAAAGCUGAAGUUUAACACGGUCUUUAUUCAUGAUGUAAUUUUGCUUCAUCUGACCAGUAGUGCCUUUUGAUUGUUCCUUCAUACCUCAGCUGAGUGUCAAGAAAACAUUUAGGAUUUGUUUGAAAUUUUAUCAAAGGAGUCGCGGAUUAAUGUAAUUAUUUUGCAGAUGUGUAUUAUUUGAAAUGAACAGUGACAUUUUGUUUGUUAGACAACUCGACUCUAUUUAGUCAUUCUCGGUGCAGAAUAUACUGAACAUGCGUUAUCCUAUAAAUAACAGCCUCUGAUAUUAAUUAAUGUGCAGACAGAGUUCAUGAUUCUCAAGUCGGUGACGUGGCACAGAUAUAAAUUCUUGUCUUGACUAAUUUCGGGAAAAUUGUAAUACCUCUUUAUUGAUGAUCAAUCUUUUUUUUUCACAGUGGAAAAAAAUAAAUAAAUAUAUAUUUUCCCUA
Molecule: messenger RNA, 2661 nt
Organism: Hippocampus zosterae (dwarf seahorse)
Lineage: Eukaryota; Metazoa; Chordata; Actinopteri; Syngnathiformes; Syngnathidae
Product: alpha-1,6-mannosyl-glycoprotein 2-beta-N-acetylglucosaminyltransferase
Exons: 2
Coding region: 246-1502 (418 amino acids)
Biological process (GO): oligosaccharide biosynthetic process; protein N-linked glycosylation
Cellular component (GO): Golgi membrane; Golgi stack
Molecular function (GO): alpha-1,6-mannosylglycoprotein 2-beta-N-acetylglucosaminyltransferase activity
Source: RefSeq, a predicted model, not a curated record